AUGGACAAUGAAUCGACACCGAAUGCUUACUUGGCUGUUAACCACGAUGGCACCUCCGAGUUAACGUUUACGUACCAGAGUGCCUGCGAGCUUUUCACGGACAUCACUCGAUAUAGCAGCCAUAUGAGAUCGGCUUCAGACUUGGAUGGAGAAUAUACACCAGAUUAUGCUGCUCAGUACCUGAACGCUGACUUUGAGCCUUAUUCCUCGUCCCCGAGUCUUCCUCAGUCCACAAUUGACUCCACUUCCAACGACGCAUGGUCUCAACGUCUUGCUCCCGUUGUCUACCAUACCCAGAACUGCGGAGAUUAUGGAAACAUAUCCUGCGUUAACCCGAUGGAUGUUACCGGCACCUCUGCCUGGAACGCAGUUGACAAUGACCAGCCCCAGUCAUCACUGACAACCUCUUUCCACCCUGUCAACUAUCCAGAAACUCAAGCUGCCCCUGUUCAAUGCUCAGAGCCGAUAUGCAAUGGCACAUCUGUACCCUCGUCAACCCAAACGACAUCCUACCCAUGCUAUAGCCCGGCCCCCGAGACCGCAGGACAGGCCCCCAACAGUGCCAGCACCACAAGUGUCGACGGUAACCGCUACACCUGCAACGACUGCCGCGUUUCUCCCAAAACCAAGCGCGAUUAUGAGCGCCACCUGAAGACAAACAAGCACAAGAUGAAAGGCAACCUGAGCAAUGGUAGCAACGGCAGUGGCAUACCUGGCGCGGCAGUGGCAUCCACAGGGUUCCAUUGCUCAGUCGAGGGCUGCAAAUACCAUUCUUCGACUGGCCGGGCGAUUACUCGUGAAGAUAACCUGCGGAGACAUGUCAAGAUUGUGCACGGGAUGGACUUGGGUCGGAAGAGUGAGGAAGCCUUCUUCCCGCAUCCCGUCUCGCUCGGUACCGGUACGUACCAGACAGAGACCGUACGAAAACCACAGGAAGGAAAGCCAUGGUCCAUCCACGGACCAUUGAUGCAUACCUUGAAAGCCGGGCCCAAUGGACGUCGCAAAGCUGUUGCCAUGACGAAGCCUCUUGCUCGUCAAUUGGCCCUUGGUCCGACUCUUUCGAAUCUACUGCGAAGAAAGAGAGUCUCACCAGGAGAAGACGUGGCCGUAACUGAGCGUGGCCGAAACGGUACCAAUGAAGUUCAAUGUCGAUCCGUACCGGAUUUGGAUAAGAGCUUGACAUGCCCAAUGAAGAGAAGACAUCAGAACGCCUCUGUCUUCGAGAGAAUAUUUGAAGCACUUGGUUUUGAGAGGGUCCUGUGUGAUUGUGACGGUGAUGAAGCAGAGGCAACCACAAAAGUGUCCGCCGAAAGAGAAAGAGGUUGCCGUGUGGUGGGAGGUUGA
Molecule: messenger RNA, 1344 nt
Organism: Neurospora tetraspora
Lineage: Eukaryota; Fungi; Ascomycota; Sordariomycetes; Sordariales; Sordariaceae
Exons: 7
Coding region: 1-1344 (447 amino acids)
Source: RefSeq, a predicted model, not a curated record